UAGACAUUCGUCACGAUGAGGCUCUUUUCUACCCUCUGCAGUCUGGCCCUCGCAGCCUCCUCUCUGGCCCUGCCUACGUCGGAUCAUGUCGUGCAUGAGAGACGGACGACUACCCCAGCCAGGUGGCAAAAGACUCGUCGGGUUACUGGCACUGAGCAUGUGUUGGUCCGGAUCGGAUUGACGCAGAGUAAUCUGGAGAAUGCGUAUGAGUAUUUGAUGAAUGUGUCCGACUCGGUGUCCCCAAACUACGGCAAGUUCUGGACGGCCGACGAGGUCGCCAAUACCUUUGCGCCGUCCAACGAGACCGUCGCCGCGGUGCGCAACUGGCUGGUUGGAGCCGGUGUGGCCGAGUCUCGUCUGGCGCAGACCAAGAACCAGGGCUGGAUUGUCUUCGGCGCGUCGGCCAAGGAGGCGGAAAGUCUGCUUCACACCAAGUACUAUCACUACACCGAUAAGAUUUCUGGCACCAAGGCUAUUGCUGCGGAAGAGUACCGCGUCCCCCAACAUGUCCAACAACAUAUCGACUUCGUCAAGCCCGGCGUGCUGCUGCCCUUGACCUCCAAGGGCCCGUCUGCGAAGCACACCAGCAAGUCCAGACCCCUCGGUAAGACGAGUGUCAAUGCUAGCUCCCUCGCGACCUGCGACGAGGUCAUCACGCCCGCCUGUGUUGCCGCUCUGUACAAGAUUCCCCACGCCAGCGCCAACGUCAGCGCCAACAACUCGCUGGGCAUCUUCGAAGAGGGGGACUACUACGCUCAGGAAGAUCUGAACCUCUUCUUCCGCAACUUCACGCCCUACAUUCCCCAAGGCACCCACCCCAAGCCCGCGUUUAUCGAUGGCGCCGAAGCCCCAGUCAACACCAGUGACGCGGGCGCGGAAUCCGACUUGGACUUUCAACUCGCCUAUCCGAUUGUCUAUCCCCAGACCAUCACGCUCUACCAGACGGACGAUCUCAACUACGCCAGUGGCGAAAUCGAGACGGACGGCUUCUUCAACACGUUCCUUGAUGCUGUCGAUGGAUCCUACUGCACGUACUGUGCCUACGGCGAAUGCGGCGACAGUCCGACUCUCGACCCUGUCUAUCCUGACAACUACACCGACGGCUACAAAGGACAGCUAAUGUGUGGUGUUUACAAGCCCACCAACGUGGUCUCCGUGUCCUACGGUGGUCAAGAAUACGACCUGCCUGCUUACUACCAACAACGCCAGUGCAACGAAUUCCUGAAACUCGGCCUCCAAGGCACUUCCAUCCUCUUCGCCUCCGGCGACGACGGUGUAGCCGGUCCUCCAGGCGAUGACAGUGACAACGGAUGUCUCGGCAACGGCACCAUCUUCUCCCCUGCGUUCCCCAAUUCAUGCCCCUACGUGACCAACGUCGGCGCCACCAAGCUCUACCCCAACCACACCAUCGCGGACGGCGAAAGCGCCGUCGUCGACCCCAUCGGCCACCCCUACUCCAUCGCCUUCUCCUCCGGCGGCGGAUUCAGCAACAUCUACCCCAUCCCAGACUACCAAGCCUCCGCCGUGGCCGAGUACUUCACCAAGCACAAUCCCCCGUACCCGUACUACGAAGGGAACGCCAGUUUCGGCCAAAACGGGGGGAUCUAUAACCGUCUCGGUCGGGGGUAUCCGGAUGUUGCUGCCAAUGGGGAUAAUAUUGCGGAGUUUAAUGCGGGAGAGUUUAUCUUGGAGGGUGGGACGAGUGCGAGUACCCCCAUCUUCUCCUCCAUCAUCAACCGUAUCAUCGAGCGACGCAUCGCAGUCGGUAAAGGUCCCUUGGGCUUCUUAAAUCCCGUCCUGUAUCGCCACCCGGGGGCCUUGAAUGAUAUCACGAAUGGGUCGAAUCCGGGAUGUGGCACGGAGGGAUUUUAUACGGCGCCUGGAUGGGAUCCCGUCUCCGGACUCGGAACCCCCAAUUUUCCGAAAUUGUUGGAUGUGUUUUUGAAUUUGCCUUGAUAGGAUUAUGGGGGAGGGACAGGGAGGGGUGUGACGCGAGAUAGCUUAGUGAUGAGAAAUAUGAGACAUGGGUUAGAUACCCCCGCUCUUCGACAUUCCUGUCUGCAGGUGGUGCAUGCGGAGUCCGUCGGGGUCCGUCGGGGAUAGAUAGGCGUGGCUUAUCUGUGAUGACUGCUAGGGUUGAUUUAGAGCAAUUGCCUGAUUUAGGUAGUAAGGUCUAUGAUCGGAAGUGGUAAAUGGAUAGAUACUACGGAGUAUCUAGU
Messenger RNA from Aspergillus ibericus CBS 121593, 2219 nucleotides. Its product is annotated as S53 family peptidase. The record is from RefSeq and is a predicted model, not a curated record. Gene Ontology annotation, molecular function: serine-type endopeptidase activity; tripeptidyl-peptidase activity. Lineage: Eukaryota; Fungi; Ascomycota; Eurotiomycetes; Eurotiales; Aspergillaceae. Gene Ontology annotation, biological process: proteolysis. The coding region runs from base 16 to 1956 and encodes 646 amino acids. The transcript is spliced from 8 exons.